Molecule: messenger RNA, 5535 nt
Organism: Zootoca vivipara (common lizard)
Lineage: Eukaryota; Metazoa; Chordata; Lepidosauria; Squamata; Lacertidae
Gene: TMPRSS15
Product: transmembrane serine protease 15
Biological process (GO): proteolysis
Cellular component (GO): membrane
Molecular function (GO): protein binding; serine-type endopeptidase activity
Source: RefSeq, a predicted model, not a curated record
ACAAGGCUUCCAAUACCUCUAGCCUAGUAGCAAUAUCGAAUGUCACAUUAAUUUCACUGGUGACAGAUAAAUGGUAGAAUGAUAAUAAUUUAAAGUUGACAAUUAACAUUUAUAACCUUGGAUGUUUUGUUUUCAUAUGUUAUGUUGAAAAAUAUUAUCUUUCUAAACAGGAGUUACAUUUCCAUACUAUGUAUAUGUUCUUGAGGACAUAUCAUUACACUGCAUGACAGAGAAACCUGAGCUGAAAUGACUGAGUGUAAAUGAAGAUUAAAGUUGCAAUUAGUUCCUAAUCACCAUCGGUAUAUAAAUAUCUGCUCAAGCAGGUCAUUGUUCUUGUUAUUCUUACAUGCAUUGGGUGGCAAUCCUUAAUUCGUCACCAUUUUCCAUCCUGAAAUGAACCUGAUAAAAAGAUCAAAGAAAAACUGCAUUCCUCUUACCAGCUAUGAAAUUUUGUUUGCUACUCUGUUUACAGUAUCAUUAUGCAUUUGCGUUGGAUUAUUAACACUUUUGUGGUUCGAAAGUAAACCAGCCGAACAAGAUGCGAGCAGAACUACAGCCCAGGGCAAAUUCACCAUACUGUCAGGAGCGUCUUUCAGUCCGGCUUUGCAAGAUAAAUCAUCAACAGCCUUUAAAGCUCUUGCCUUUGAUGUUCAGCAAAUGGUGGAUGAUAUAUUUCAGUCAAGUGAACUUCAAAAUGACUACAAGGACUGUAAAAUACUGCAAUUCAGAAAUGGCAGCAUUAUUGUACUAUUCAACCUUUUCUUUGUACAAUGGGUGCCUGGUGUAACAAUAAAGAAUGAACUUGCAUUGGGCAUUGAAAGAAAUAAAAGUGAUCUUCUGCAGACUCUCAACAUUGAUGUGAACAGCAUAGAAAUAACAGAUUCAGGAAUGUUUAGCACAAACAGUCCAUUGACAACAUCAGACUUCAGAACAUUUGGUACGAGUCCUUUGACAACAUCAGUGAAAUGCUUACCUCUUGAUGAGCUUUGUGCUGAUGGUGUAAGCUGCAUAAGAAGAGAAUCAUUUUGUGAUGGAAUACCAAACUGCCCAGAUGGUUCUGAUGAAAAUGAAAAAACAUGUGCUACAUCCUGUGAUGGAAAAUUUAUUUUGACUGGCUCCUCUGGAUCUUUCCACUCUAUUCAUUAUCCAGAGCCUUAUAUUUCAAACCUUGCUUGCCGAUGGAUUAUACAUGUAAAUCAGGAACUGUCUAUUAAGCUGAAUUUCAGUGCUUUUGAUACACAACAGUAUGCCGACACUCUAAGUAUUUAUGAAGGUGUAGGCCCAGAGAAGAUUUUAAGAGGUUUCCUCUCAGGUUCCAAUCCUGGUACAAUUUACAUAUUUUCUAAUAAAGCCACUGUAGAAUUUGUUACAGACUACGUUGAAAAUAAUAAUGGCUUUAAUGCAACCUACACUGCAUUUAACACAAGUGAACUGACAAACAGUCAGAAACUUAGCUGCACUUUUGAAGAUGGCUUUUGUUACUGGAUUCAAGAUUUAGAUGACGAUGAUGAAUGGGCAAGAAUUAGUGGUCCCACAUUCCCUAUUACAUCUGGCCCGAACUUUGAUCAUACAUUUGGCAAUUUAUCAGGCUAUUACAUUUCAACACCAAUGAUGUCUGGAGGCGGACCUGUGAGAGUUCGACUUUUAAGCUUAUCCUUAGUCCCCUCUUCAGAAGUCUUCUGCCUAAGUUUCUGGUAUCACAUGUAUGGUAUUAAUGUGUAUCGUUUGAGCAUUACCAUCACAUACGAUCGGAACACUGAAAGGACAGUUUUCCAGAAAGAAGGAAAUUAUGGAAAUAACUGGAACUAUGGACAAAUAACACUAAAUGAAACAUCUAAUUUUAAAGUUGCUUUUGAUGCCUUUAAAAGACCGGGAUGGGAUGGCAUUGCCCUUGAUGAUAUUGGCCUGACAAAUGGAGGCUGCAAUGAAACUGUUUAUCCAGAGCCUACUUUGGUCCCCACAAUCCCUACGACCCCUCAGCUGCCCACUGACUGCGGUGGGCCAUUUGAUCUGUGGGAACCAAACACUACAUUUAGUUCCAUGAAUUAUCCUAAUAAUUACCCCAACCUAGCCUCUUGUGUAUGGUAUUUAAAUGCAGAGAAAGGAAAAAAUAUCCAACUUCAUUUCCAGUACCUUGAUCUGGAAAAUAUUAAUGACGUUGUAGAAAUCAGAGAUGGCACAGGAACUGGUUCUUUAUUUUUAGCUGUAUAUACAGGAAAGUCCCCAGUGCCAGAUAUAUUCUCUACGACUCAUCAGAUGACUGUAUUCUUCAUUACUGAUGAUUCUGUAACUAAGAAAGGAUUUGCAGCCAAUUUCACUACAGGAUACCAUUUAGGCAUGCCAGAUCCCUGUGGUCCCAAUUAUUAUCAGUGUGGAAGUGGAGAAUGCAUCCCGCUGGUUUACCUUUGUGAUCAAUCACAGCACUGUAAAGAUAAUUCUGAUGAAUCAGACUGUGUGUGCUUGGUCAAUGGUUCUCUCAGCUUCAAUGGAUUGGUCCAGUUCAAGGUUGAGAAUGAAUGGUACACAGCUUGUGCAGAUGCAUGGGAUGAACCAUUGUCAAGCAGUGUCUGUCACUGGUUGGGACUUGGAAGUGUGAAUAGAUCGUAUCCUGUCUUAUUUGAUCAGGCAGGACUUUAUGUGGAAGUUACAAAAGCAGCCAACAACAAUUUAAUACUAACACCCAAGGCAAAUUGUCUCAAUAAUUCAGUGAUUCACCUGCAAUGCAACAAUAAACCAUGUGGGGAAAGGCUGAUUACUCAGGAACAUGGAAUGAAAAUUAUAGGUGGUUCUGAUGCUCCAGAAGGUGCUUGGCCUUGGAUGGUCUCAUUACGUUUCAAUUCCAGGCCAGUUUGUGGAGCAUCUCUUGUCAGCAAUGAAUGGCUGGUCUCUGCUGCACAUUGUGUAUAUGGGAGGAAUUUAAAACCAUCUCAGUGGAAAGCCGUUCUUGGUUCGCAUAACAACCUGAAUUUGUCAUAUCCUCAAAUAGUCAUUCAAGAGAUUGAUCAAAUCAUCAUAAAUCCCCAUUACAAUAAGCGAACGAAAGAUAGUGACAUUGCUUUAAUGCAUCUUCAAAUCCGAGUGAAUUACACAGAUUACAUUCAGCCCAUUUGCUUCCCAGAAAAAAACCAACAAUUUUUGCCAGGAACUAAUUGCUCCAUUGCUGGCUGGGGGAGAACUACAAAUCAAGAAAAAUAUUUUUCUUAUAACUGUCACAGCACUGGAUUCAAUGGAACAGAUUAUACCUCCCACCCAGGAGAGCUGUUGGACCAAAGCGUGGGCCAUAAGAAGAAAAGAUAAGCCCUUUUUUUCCUGUGUGGGGCAAACAGCAGAUUGGGUGUGGAGAUUUUUAUCUGGAAAAUGUUGUACAAUGAAUUAGUAAUUUAGCCACCAAAUUAGCAGAUCAAGGUGACUGCUUUUCAAUAAUACAUGGCAUGUACCGGUAGUUUAGCCCUGAAUAAGUAAUGCACAUUGCAAGCAAUAUGCAUAGAUCUGCACCAGUUAAAAAGGACAGAAUGCAGUCAAGGCCAGGGUUAAGGAAAUCAGGAAACAUCAAUACAUGGUGCAAACACAUAAUGCCUCAUUUCUCACGAAUGCCCACCAAUCCCAACAAGUUGCUCCAUGGAGAAGAAAGUUGUUUUUCCAUUCUGAUAUGUUAGUUUGCAUGUUGGCCUCUGCUUCUAGACCAUGGUUCACCACCAGCAGAUGCACAUGCGCCUACAAAGACCUUCUCUGUCAUUCGCAAGGCAUCUCUCCCCACUGAGGUUCAUCUUGAAAGAAGCAUUUUAUUGUAGACAAUGGAAGAGGUUGUGCUGUGCUUGGUUGCAGGAGGAGGGGUGCCCACAACAGUUUCUCUGGUUUGCAAAUGUGCCCACAGGCCCUCUGUUCUAGACUAUGCUUUCAAUUACAUAUAUGUAUAAACAAGGGGCUAUACAGUAUUUAAAGAUACCAAUAAAUCAGAAACAGCAAAGAGUUUUCUGGCACUUUAAAAAUACUAGCUGAGUUGUUGUCGCAUUAGCUUUUAUGGACCUGAGCCUAUUUCACUCGAUGCAUCAAGUAUUCUCCUCAUUUGGCAAACACAUAAAUGUUUACAAACAAUAAAAACUGUAAAUCGAGGGCAAUUCUAGUCUACAAAAGCUCGUGCCACAAUAAAUCUGUUUUGAAUGUGUCACACGUUUUCAAACGGAUAUUCAGUUAUCCUUUAGGAAUUAUUUGUGAUUUGCAAGAAGUUAAAGAUAAUUUUCAUUGAGAAAUAUAUUGGCUAAAUUUUUAUGCAGUACCAUCUAUGUACUGACUGCACCAAAACCUGCUUAGGUUGAGCAAGUGGCUGCAUGUUAGGACCCAAACAUUUGGGGGAGAGUACCCUUUACCAAGGCUCAGAGAUGCAGUUGGGACCAGCCAGCAACCUCAUUUCAAUGGAAGGUCAAAUGGAGCUAAAAUGCAAACCAACAAUGAAAGCAUUUCUUUUGACACCCCACUCAGUCCUAACAUGUUAAUUUCAAUGGGUCUAAGACUCUAUGUGAAUCAGAGAAUUGAAGAGUUGGGAUGGAACUCAAGAGUCAUCUAGUACAGUAUUUCUCAACCAGUGUGCCUCCAGAUGUUUUGGGACCACAACUCCCAUCAUCCCUAGCUAGCAAGACCAGUGGUCAGGAAUGAUGGGAGUUGUAGUCCCAAAACAUCUGGAGGCACACUGGUUGAAAAACACUGAUCUAGUACAAUCCCCUGCAACGCAGGAAUCACAGCAUAGCUCAGGCACCCCCAAACUUCGGCCCUCCAGAUGUUUUGGACUACAAUUCCCAUCAUCCCUGACCACUGGUCCUCUUAGCUAGGGAUCAUGGGAGUUGUAGGCCAAAACAUCUGUAGGGCCGCAGUUUGGGGAAGCCUGGCAUAGCUGAACACCACCCAAGCUGUGUGAAUGUUAAUAGUUGUGACAAUGUUUGUUUUUAACAACUAAAAGGAGAUGACUGAAGAAUACCACCUGACUAUGUUAGUCCAAACUUUAAGCCAGUCUGUGCAUUAUCACGGCUAUGCUCAUGUACACAUCUGCUACAAGCUCAUCUUGUUGACAUUCUAAGAGUCUUGCUGCAACCCCAAAUGUACAGACAUAAGUAAUUCUAAAAGAAUUAUUCAGGUUUCCCAAAUGUGGAUAUUUAAAGUGUGUGUGUGUGUGUGCAUACAUAUUUUCAUUUCAGCAGAAAAUGCCUGAUAUACAUUGUUUCUUGCAGCAAUUAUGAAACUCUCUACUCAUUAUGGAAAGCGAGUAUUCUAAUUUUCUGCAGGCAGAAUAUAUGAAUAACUGCUAGCUGCUCAUAGACUUCACUGGAUUUAUUAACAUGGUAACACAGGCGGUAUAAGGCACCUAUAAACUAUCUGUUGGAAACGGGCAAUGUUAGAAUGAAUGAAAAUAUUGCUUGAAGAACUUGUUUUACAUUAUGCAUCAGGCUCAUUCAAUGCAUAUGUUUAAACAGGUUCUGUGGCAAGCAUAUUGCAGGAAGCAGAAGUCCCUCUUAUAACACAUGAGAAAUGCCAGCAAUUGAU